AUGGCCGAUUUUCGGAAACUCGCACUUGAGUUUGUGCUCAGUGAUGAUAGUGAGAGACAAACCGCAAUCACACAGGAGGCAGCUUCAGAGAUUCAGUCAGCACCCAGACCCAGCAAUCCAGUUGCUAGAUGGGUAGAAUCUAUCAGACCCUGGAUGCCCAGCGCAAACGAAGAUCAGGAUGACGGCGAUGGCGAUGUCAUUGCACGGUCCAAAGCUUUGAGUUUCCUAGCAGGGACUCUUGAGCAUCUGGAUCCCGCAUUUCUCAAAGCUGAUCAAACCAAUCUCUUGGUGGCUUUCUUUGGAAGCAUGUUCAAGGUCGACCACAAGGCUGGUAUUAUGCCUGCUGCCAAGGCUCUUGAUCGAACUGCUAGCAUGAAGACAUUCCAGCCACAAAAAGGAAACGACAUUAUUCAGAGUGUGUGCAGCCUUGGUGAUGAUUUCAAGUCCCAGGUCGCAGAAACCCGUGGCACAGUGUAUGAACUUCUGGACCAUCUCAUCACCAACCCGGAUGUAGCAAACGACUUGCAGUACCAACACGGCACAACCUCAGGCUUCAUCACAGACCUUUUGCAACUAUGUCGCAACGAGCGAGACCCCAAGUGCCUGAUGACUUGGUUCAAGAUUCUGAAGGUCUUUCUUUCAGACUACUCCCCUGCACAAGAGGUUGUGGAUGAGAUUUUCAGUAUCUUUUCAGCAUACUUCCCCAUAUCGUUGAGAACGUCACAGCAUCCUUCGGGAAUCACAGCGGAUGAUCUCAAGUUAGCUUUGAGGGCUUGCUUUUCAGCACAUCAUCGCGUUGCUAGCAAGGCCAUUCCAUACCUCCUCGGCAGGCUAGACCAGCCGGACAGUGUUAGUGUCAAUGUCAAGGUUGAUAUCCUCAAGACCAUGACCGCAUGCCUCAGCAGCUACGAGCAUGUUCAACAAGGAGUCACCCCCUUUACUGACAAGAUUUGGGACAGUCUCAAGUAUGAAGUCCGCAACGGGGAGAUCGAAGACACUAUCAACGCAACCUUGGAAGUCAUCCGAACAGUCGCCAAAAGACUGACUGGGGACGAGCUCAGGGAUUUUGCUCUGACUGUUCAAAGAGACUGCUUGGAGGAUCUGUCAAACCCAAUCUACACGGCGGCCUCAGGAAAGCUCUUGAUCUCCAUUCACAGCGCAAAGCCAGCUGCCUUUGCACUCAUGAUCUCCCCGUCCGUGACGCAUAUCAAGGAGAAUCUCCGCCACACAAAGUCACCUGACCAUACGAAGAACCUCCUAAUUCUUCUGAAUUCUCUACUGGAGCUACGGUUAGCCCUAACUGGAGGAGACGUGGAGCUGAGUGCCGAGGACGCCGAGGCCUUCAAAUCCACAGAGCCACUACUUGCCCCUAUCUACAAGCAGACGUACCUGCCUCUUUUCCAAAAGGCUCUACAGGAUACAGCCCAGCCAGAAGAUAUCACCAUCGGCCAACAGGCAACGAAAGGCCUGGGAUUGAUGGUCUGUCAGAGAGCAGCUCAAAGCGGACAAUCCAACCGCCCAAUGCUCCCAGAAGAAACACUUACCGAAAUUUGCGACAACCUAGCAACUCUUGCGCUCCAAGCUCCCGGCGAACUUGCGAAAGACAAGAACCAAUUGAAGAUAUCCGACGAGGCCGCCAUUGCUCUACAGAAGGCCACGAUGGCACAUCCUCCGGCUCAAGCAAAGCUGAUCGCGAUAUGCUUCCAAGUCUGUGACGCUUACAGCACUUCGCCUUCGGCCAAAACGUUGGACAGCGUGCACGACGUUCUCAAGUAUAACCUUGCCAGACUGACUUACGUCUUUUGCUCCCAAUGUCCUCGCUCUGAGAAGCUCAAACUCUACACAUCCUUCUUGGAAGCGCUGCUGGUUAACCUCCACAAGAUGAUGGAUGUCAAAGCUGACCCGAAGAUUUGGUCGGUCAUUGCUACCUACAUAUUUUCAGCCAUGCUGCAAUUCAAAGAAGCAGCCAAAGAACACAUUAGCCAUCCCGUCAAAAACAACUUUAGCGACAAGAGAUUUGAUAACAACUGGGUUACCUACGUGGCGAACCGCUUCGCUAAUCUGCGACGUCGCCCUGACGAUCGGAUCGACGCGAUGGAGCUGACAGACGAGAGCAACGAAGUUGACAAUCUCCAAGGCGACCUCGCCCUGAUUAAUCUUUACGUCGCUCGACAGCUUUAUAGACGAGCCACCAAGAUCAUCAGUUAUGCCAACAAUUCUGAGCUUUCACUUGCUUUGAGCGAUGACUUUAGCAGGAAGGACCCUGAGGACAAGAACGAAGAGGAUGCCUACUUGCACCAUCUCUCGAGCAUUGCGACAUUCACCAUCCAGCAUAUGAGCGAAUACCAACAGACCAACUUGCUUUUGAACGAAGAAGUCGUGACACUCUUCCGUGGAAGCGACCGGUACACCCACCCCAAUCCUGAUGAGAACCACAGCUGGAACAACAGCGAGCUGCGAAUGGCCAUGCUGCGGACCAUGGGUCUUCCACAACCCCCUUACACCCUAAGAAAUCCUCCCCAGUUCCCGAUCAGUGGUUUCAGCCAUGGCCGCACUGUUGUGCUUUCCUUGGGCAUCAUUCAAGCUUUCCACCCGACGACAGUUGAGCGAUUGGUUGAAAGAGGAACCGCGCAUCAAAUCUUGGUUGCUGGCCUUCUCACCAGAGACCACUCAGACUCGCCAAAGUGCCGCCAUGUCGUUUCGGCCAUCCUGUCCGUCAUCGCCAACAAAUACAAGGUCGAGAACUUGAACGACAUUGUCCAGAUGAUGGAGACUCAGAUGAAUUUCGUUGUCAGCGAAGAAAGACUCUCGGACAAGCUGGAACGAAUCACCGGCUACCUCGAUCACGAAGAGAAUGUGGUGGCUGGUCACAGCGUCAACGACCUCAGAGCAGCGCUGGCAAGGCCUGUAUUCGCCAUUGUCGCCGGCGUUCUCCGACGCUACACUGGUAACGCUCUCAAGAACGUUCUCACGGCUAUCACUCAAGGUCCCGGCAACAAGAAGAUUGGUCACAUGCUUGCUCGCAGCAUGGAUUUCAUCUUCACCGACCUGAACGUCGCUAAGCCACAGCUGUACGGUCAGCUUAAGAAGCUCUGGGUACAGAGGGCCUACUAUGAGUUGGUCAGGCCCAUGCUUCCCAAGGCUUGGCCUGCCGGCUCGAACAGCAAGGAUGACAUGCUCGUUGCCGCCAAUUACAGUAUUGCAGUCCUGAGAGCAGUCAAGCACAUCAGGUACGCGCACUACGAAGACGAUACGGAGGACCUCAUCCGAAUCAUCCUUUGCGCAAUUCGCAACCUGCCGGCUAGCGCAGAUGUGGCAGCAGGUCUUCAUAUUCUGGUGGUCAUUACGGAGAACUCGCCCAGACGCAUGCAGCCCUUCCUUAAGAGCGUCAUUGAUGCUUCCUUGUCGAUCUUCAGAAGAGGCAGAACACAUCAAGCCGGUGAAGACAACGCCUGGAUGCCGGAGAACUACAUGCCCUUUGACCGUUCCGGAUUCCAGGAGGCGCAAUGCCGGGCUCUGGUCGUUCGUCUCAUUGGCCAACUGCCGCCCAACUUUGAGCAUCGCCAUCUCCUUGACUCGGCGUCGCAGGCCAAGCGCUUGCUGGCUCAGGCUUCUGGUGACGAGUCGCGAAUGGUCAGAGAGGCUGCUCUCAAGUCUCGUAAGGCUUGGGAUGACGUCAACUAA
This is a messenger RNA of Colletotrichum godetiae, 3684 nucleotides long. Its product is annotated as Dos2-interacting transcription regulator of RNA-Pol-II-domain-containing protein. Gene Ontology annotation, biological process: iron-sulfur cluster assembly. Gene Ontology annotation, cellular component: cytosolic [4Fe-4S] assembly targeting complex. The transcript is spliced from 6 exons. The record is from RefSeq and is a predicted model, not a curated record. The coding region runs from base 1 to 3684 and encodes 1227 amino acids. NCBI's taxonomy places the organism in Eukaryota, Fungi, Ascomycota, Sordariomycetes, Glomerellales, Glomerellaceae.